AUGGCGCCUCGGAAGUGUUUAGUCGGCCUGCGGGAGAUCGUGGCACUUCUCGUCCUAGCCGGUGUAGUGGAGCGGGUCAUGUUGGCGUCCUGCCCGGCACAGUGCGUCUGCGGAGGGGACUACACAACCGUGUCCUGCACUAAUGGGGGCCUUCAGCAGGUGCCAAAGGGGACGCCGUAUGGCGCGCUUUCAUUAAGCAUGAGCGGUAAUAACAUCACCAGAGUCGUCCACCAUCAGUUCGCGGGAUUUAGUCAGCUCCAGACCUUGGACCUCAGCUUCAAUAUGAUAUCGGAGAUCGAGGACGGGGCCUUCGUUGGCCUGGAAAGCCUGCACACCCUACAACUUUAUUACAACAGGUUGACCUCUAUUCCCACCGAAGCACUGGGACGACUUCCGCAUCUCAAAGAGCUGUGGCUGCGGGGUAAUCCCAUCAAUUGUUUGGACGCAGAUGCUUUCGCUUACCUCCCUAAUCUACAGUUAUUAGACCUAGGAGAGCUAAGACAUCUAGAAGCCAUAAGCAACGACAUGUUUUCUGGUCUUUCUAAGUUAGUCCACCUCAACUUCGCUGUUGCGAACCUACAGACCGUGCCUUACCUUGGAGAACUGGAGAGUUUAGAAGAGCUAGAUCUAUCCGGGAAUUCAAUAAAAGUAAUAGACAACGAGGCGUUUACGGGCCUCUCGAAAUUAAAAAGGUUGAUAAUUAUAUCAUCCCAAGUGACGGAAAUUAAGAGAUUUGCCCUCUCGCAUUUGAAAAGUUUGACUGAAUUGGACCUAUCGUACAAUAAUAUAUCUGCAUUGCCUUCGAACGAAUUCAUUGAGACGCCAUUGUUGGCACAGGUCAACUUGAGGGUCAACCCCUGGAAUUGUAGCUGCGAUAUCAUUUGGCUGGUAGAUUGGCUGCGAAGAAAGAUCAAGUCCAAAACUUGUGACGUGUGUGGGGUUUGUCAAAGCCCAAACCGACUGGAAGGGAUGUCGUUGUUUGACAUCAGGAGCGACGAUGUGAGAUGCGAAAACGGCAACAAGACAAAAAGUAGUACAGAAACCAAGAUCAACAUCAACGUCAUGGAGGGAGAUGACGCAUCUCUGCCUUGUAUCACAGGGAGAACAGCCGCUGUGAGUUGGAUAACGCCAAAUGGAACCAUCUUAAGAAGUAAAUCCUUUCGAGUCCGCGUCAAAGUCCUGGAGGAUGGAACGCUAAACCUCACGCGUGUUACCAUGCACGACGCGGGGUCCUACAAGUGCAUUCCGAUGGGAAACCGUGAGCCGUCUAAUACCGGUGAAGUAAUCACUACUCUUAACGUUACUAAGAAGGGAUCACAGAAGUCUGUGAACACGGAAGUCCCUUUGUUGGAAGAACCCGUCGCUAAGGAUAUAGGAGAUUUGUCAUGUGACACCGUCAAAGACAAUGGUGUUGUAAGGAACGUGUCUUUGGAAAACUCCACGACUAUCGCGUCUACACCACCGUCUGUUGACACGACAGAUGAUGGAAUGGAUGUUGACUACGAGCCUGAUCCGAACAAGGAUAAACCAGUGGACCAUCAAUGGAUUAUCAUCGGUUCAAUAGUGGGAAUUGUCGCGUUUGGGAUGUGCUUCUGGAGUACUAUCUUCAUCGCCCACAGGUUCAGGCACAGACAGUGUCGGCACGAUCACACCAGAUCGCCCGACGAUGACCAAGAUGACGAGUACAUGGUGAACGGGAUGGUACCUCAGACAUCCUUCUACGGUUUAGUCCUGUCCGAGGACCAGAAGCCAGAGUCCCCUCCCCCUGUGUACAGUAUAGAUGUUAAUGAUGAAGAUGCCUGUGACAUGUACCACGGUGUUAAAACGUUUAAGUCAGAUAAACCUAUCAAAGCUGUCAAGUCAGUCACACUUAAAGUGGAAACAGAAGUAUGA
Branchiostoma belcheri (Belcher's lancelet) is the source of this 1893-nucleotide messenger RNA. Its product is annotated as leucine-rich repeat-containing protein 4C-like. The record is from RefSeq and is a predicted model, not a curated record. Bases 1 to 1893 code for a protein of 630 amino acids. Gene Ontology annotation, molecular function: protein binding. Lineage: Eukaryota; Metazoa; Chordata; Leptocardii; Amphioxiformes; Branchiostomatidae. The transcript has a single exon. Gene Ontology annotation, cellular component: plasma membrane.